Messenger RNA from Adineta steineri, 1515 nucleotides. NCBI's taxonomy places the organism in Eukaryota, Metazoa, Rotifera, Eurotatoria, Adinetida, Adinetidae. The record is from the annotation of a GenBank genome assembly.
AUGCUACAAAGUAAUAUAAUGGAAUCUAUCGAAGAUAAUACAAUAGAUUCAAAGACAAAGAAAAAGAAUCACCGUGGAACUCGAAGACAGCAACGAUAUCGAGCUAAACAGAAGUUAUGGCAACUAUGUGAAAUUGCUAGUGCACAAGCUGCUCAUGCUAUGGAAAUAGAAGAAAACUUGGAGAAUAGGUUAAACAUGACUUUAUCAUUAGAUAAUCAAGAUCAUGUUGAAAUGAGAGAAGAGGUGAACAAACAAGAACGAGAGCUAGUGGUGGUAACGCCGAUAACAGAAAUACCACAUCAAAUAAUUGAAUCAUUUAGUCAGUUAUCAAUAAUUCCACAUGUCACAAGUGCUGUAAAACAGCAACGAAGAACAUCCAAAUAUGAUCGUUCUUCAAAACAACGUUCGAGACCUAAGCGAAAAAAGAAAUUAUCAUCAUCAUCAUCAUCAUCAUCAUUACCAGACUAUUUGAAUGUUCCUCAUCGAAUAUUCAAGAAAAUGUUUAUUUCGGCAUCAGAAAAUCUAUAUGCUCCUCUCUCUUAUGAUAUGAUUAACCAGUGGUUAGAUAAUAAUUCAAAUAUGCGACAUAUUCGUAAAUAUGCUCAUCUAUUAGAUAAAUCGUUGUAUUUACAAUUACAACAAUCAUUAUGGACAGAAUACUUUAAUAUUGGCAGUUUACCAGAUGGUAUUUGGGCAUCGGAAAUACAAGAUAAAAUCAAUCAUCAGAUGACAAAUAAAUCUGUUACGAUAGAUCCAUUGUCUUUUGUUACUCAAUAUCGAGCACAUAUUGAAGAACAAUUACAUGCAACAGAAAAUGAAUUAAAUAAACAUAGAAAUCUAGUUAAGUAUGUCAUUGGACAAAAGUCACAAGUUCAACCAAUUGAUCUAUCAGGGAUGUUAAAAGCAUUUAUUCGACGAGGUCAACAUAAAUUAAAUGCUGAAUUUGAAUGUAAAAAACGAUUACUUCAUUUCGAUUAUCAAGGUCAUCUAUUAACAAAAGCAUUUUUUGAUUUAAAACCUACGAAAAAACAAAUUAGAUCGGCAAAGAAGAUUUGGUCUCUUACAUUGAAACAGCAGAUAGCUGAAGAAAAAAUAACGAUAAUUAAACAUCGUAUAUUUGCUAAAAUAAUACCAAAGACAUUAGAUUCAAUAGAUCGAUCAUUAGAUGAUAUCAAUAGAAGUUUACGAGAAAAAAUCAUUGAUAAUGAUAUACGAGCGGCAUUAGUUAGUCGUCGUGAUAAAAUUAUCGGACAAUUAAAAUUAGAUAUCAUGACAAUUGACAUUUCAACAACUGAAGCUAUAGCACGUGGUCAUGCCCGAUUAGUUAAAGAAGAAAAAGAAAUGCUGCUGCUGCUAAUAUCAAUUCGACAUUCAGAUGAUGCAGAUGAAACAACAAGACAUAAUAUUAUUAAUGCUAUACAGGCUCGUGAAGAAAAUAUUAUUAAACGAGCACAAUAUGUAACAGGAUGUAAAGUGUCUUUUUUCGACGAAACUCCGGCGGUGCUUAUGAAUUAA